AUGUUUAUUAAAGUCGCCUAUGGAUACAAACAAGGGCAUGUUUUUAACAUUAACUGCCAAACCGGACCGUUAAUAGAUGCAAUCAAAAAACAAGCAUAUGCAGACAUAGCUGCAUUGAUGACUCAAAAGCAGAACCAAUUUAUAAAAGAAAUCGAAGAUAUCACAAAAAAUAUUGAAGGGAAACAGAAAAAGUUAAACAGAUUGGAAAAUAACGCACCCGUUGAAGAAGAAAAAGUGCCUGUUGCUGUGGAAAGACCUGCUUAUAGCAGACGGAGAAGAGUUGGAAAAGAAGAAAAAAAGAAAGAAACAGCCGAAAUAGAAGAAGCAAAAAAAAUAGAAGAAGCCAAAAAACUUGAAGAAGCUAAAAAACUUGAGGAAGCUAAAAAAGAAGCGGAAAAAGCAAAGUCUAAAAAAGAAGAAACCAAAAAAGGCAAAAAAGUUGAAGAAGCCAAAGAAUUAACCCCUGAAGAAGCAAAGCAGCAGAAAAUUAAUGCAUUGAAAGAGGAUUUAAGAAGGCAAAUUUCUGAUUUAUCUGCAAGAGUCGAAAAAAUUAAUGAAAAAUUGCACUUGUUAGCCAGCUUCCAAGAAAAAUACCAAAAUCCGCCAGGCGAUGUAGAUGUUUUAGAUCCAACUGGAAAUCGAAAAUUUUUGAAUCAAAGACUAGACGACCAAGCGAUAACUCUUUUAAAUAACAAAACUGUGUACCAGCUUGUAAUUGUAGAGCCAGAUUCUAACGUAAACCCUUAUGAAAUUGAUGGAUUUUGUAUCAGAACGAUUGAAGAAGACGCUAAUUAUGUUGAAGAGCCAGACCCGAAAUCAAAAGGAAAAGCGAAGCCUAAAAAGAAAUAA
This is a messenger RNA of Blepharisma stoltei, 849 nucleotides long. NCBI's taxonomy places the organism in Eukaryota, Ciliophora, Heterotrichea, Heterotrichida, Blepharismidae. The record is from the annotation of a GenBank genome assembly.